Carica papaya (papaya) is the source of this 2273-nucleotide messenger RNA. RefSeq names its product Major facilitator superfamily protein. Gene Ontology annotation, cellular component: membrane. Gene Ontology annotation, molecular function: tripeptide transmembrane transporter activity; dipeptide transmembrane transporter activity. Lineage: Eukaryota; Viridiplantae; Streptophyta; Magnoliopsida; Brassicales; Caricaceae. The record is from RefSeq and is a predicted model, not a curated record. Gene Ontology annotation, biological process: dipeptide transport; transmembrane transport.
CCACUCCCAAGUCAGACUCCUAUUGACUCCCAUACCAACUCAACCAAACCCUCAUCUCUCUCUCUCUUUCUCUCUUCUAUAUGCAUAUUUAUAUAUAUGUAAGUAUUAUGUUGUGUCAAUGAAGUAUGGUGAGGUAAAGCUUUGCCCUGAUGAAGCUAAAGCUUACCACCUCUACAAGUCUCUCUUAAGAUUAUUACACAACUAAAUUAUACGUACGUAUAAUAUAUUGUAUUUAUAUAUGUGCAACCAGUUUUUGAUCUUUCAACUUCUUAACUAAUCUUCCAUUUCAAAAUACUCAUUCGUAUAUAUAUAUAUAUAUAUAUAUAUAUAUAUAUGGAAGAAAAAGGAUACACCCAAGAUGGCACCGUGGAUAUCCGAGGCCGCCCUGUUCUUGCUUCUAAAACUGGCAGAUGGAAAGCCUGUGCUUUCCUUGUUGGGUAUGAAGCAUUUGAGAGGAUGGCCUUCUAUGGCAUAGCAUCAAACCUUGUGAAUUACUUGACCACCCAACUCCAUGAAGACACUGUCUCAUCAGUCAGAAAUGUUACCAACUGGUCUGGUUCAGUGUGGAUCACUCCUAUUCUUGGCGCCUACAUAGCCGAUUCUUACUUGGGUCGCUUCUGGACUUUCACUAUCUCUUCUCUCAUAUAUGUCCUGGGUAUGGUGUUGUUAACAAUGGCGGUUUCGUUGAAAUCUUUGAAGCCAACUUGUAUGAAUGGAGUCUGCAACAAGGCCAGUAAGCUGCAGAUUUCAUUCUUCUACACAUCUCUAUACAUCAUAGCAAUAGGAGCAGGAGGCACAAAGCCUAACAUCUCAACUUUUGGGGCAGACCAGUUUGAUGAUUUUAACCCAAGUGAUAAAAAACUAAAGGUUUCAUUCUUCAAUUGGUGGAUGUUCAGCUCUUUCCUGGGUGCAUUGGUUGCCACAAUAGGGCUUGUCUAUAUUCAAGAGAACUUGGGUUGGGGUUUAGGGUAUGGUAUCCCUACAGUAGGGCUGUUGUUAUCUUUGUUUUUGUUCUAUAUUGGGACACCAAUGUACAGGCACAAAGCUAGGAGCACCAAAAGUCCAGCAAGAGACCUUGUUCAAGUCCUUAUCACUGCUUUCAGAAACCGGAAGCUCAGCCUCCCUGGCAACCCAUCAGAGCUUCAUGAGUUUGAGAUCCAACAAUACAUUAGUACAGGAAAACGGCAAGUCCAACACACUCCAAUGUUCCGGUUCUUGGACAAGGCUGCAAUAAAGGAGAAUAACAGAGUGUCAGAGAAUAGUGGGUCAAACCCAGCCUGCACAGUGACUCAGGUGGAAGGCACUAAACUUGUUUUUGGAAUGAUGUUGAUAUGGGUAGUGACCCUGAUCCCUAGCAGCAUCUGGGCACAAAUCAACACACUGUUUGUCAAACAAGGCACUACAAUGGACAGGAGAAUAGGCCCAGAUUUCCAAGUCCCAGCAGCUUCUCUAGGUAGCUUUGUCACUCUCUCCAUGCUCCUCUUUGUUCCCAUGUAUGACAGGUUUUUUGUGCCCUUGAUGCGCAAGAAAACAGGCAACCCAAGAGGGAUAAGUCUCCUACAAAGACUUGCCAUAGGGUAUAUGAUCCAAGUCGCAGCUGUGGGCAUUGCUUAUUGUGUGGAAGUGAGGAGAAUGCAUGUGAUUAAGGUACACCAUGCCAUGAACCCCAAGGACAUUGUCCCCAUGAACAUUUUCUGGUUACUCCCUCAGUAUGUUCUACUUGGGAUAGCAGAUGUUUUCAAUGCAAGCGGUCUGCUUGAAUUUUUCUAUGAUCAGUCACCACAAGACAUGCAAAGCCUAGGUACAACUUUCUUCACAAGCGGUAUCGGCAUCGGAAACUUCUUGAACAGCUUUUUGGUUACAAUGGUUGAUAAAAUUACAGGUAUGGGUGGAAGAAAGAGUUGGAUUGGAGAUAAUCUGAAUGAUUGUCAUUUGGAUUAUUUCUAUGCAUUUCUUCUUCUCAUAUCUACACUGAAUUUAGGAGGUUUCUUCUGGGCAUCAUCUAAAUAUAUCUACAAGACUGAAUUGGAUCAUAGUGAAGCUUUUACUCAAAUGGAUCUCAAACCCUUGGACACUACUACUCUUGGGUUACAAGUAUGACACAGUAAUGAUCAUUAACCUCUUGUAAUUAGUAGUAAUAUGUAUGUCUCUCAGCUUUUUUCCCCCUUGAUUAAUUCCCUGCCUGUUACACCCUGAAGGGUGUAAUUAAUUUCCCAACUAGUUAUCACUUUCUCCAUGUAGAGAUCAUGAAUAAAAUUACUUAAUUUGCAGGA